AUGGAGGAAGCUAGUGGGCUCCACACCUAUAUUAACCAAGUGUUCAUCCGACCAGAGGGGGCUCGAGAGGAGGGAGGCGACGGCGUGCGCAGCCUUUCCUCCCCUGCCUGCGCGUCGCCGGGCAUAGAUCUGUCGGAGUGCUCGGUCUUGACCGGUUUGCCCGAUGCUUUGCUGCUGGAGGAGGAGGAGGAGGAGGAGGAGGAGGAGGAGGAGGAAGACGACGGAGAAGAAGACGGAGAGGAGGAGGAGGAAGAGGAAGAUCCCCCAGCCCGGGCUCUCAUGCCACGCUCCUCCCCGGUGCCCAGGCCUCAGCACCCCAGCGCCCCCGAAGAGAGCUGCUCUUCGUCAGAGGACGACGGGGAGGAUGACGGGCGCCACCAGCACCCUUGCUUGGCCAGGCCGCUCUCUCAGCAUCCCCCAGGCCUGCCUGGGCCACUUUCCCAGCAUGCAGUGCAGGACAGCCGAGGGCUCCCCUCCCAGCAUGCUCAAGGGCACCCUGGACUGUUUUCCCAGCAUGCCACUGCGGCUGCCACCCCCAUGGAGGAGCCCUCUCAGCACACCGCAGGCCGGCAUGUGCUGUUUGCUGAUGCCUUGGGCCUGCCCUUGGCACGCUGGCGGCGCUACCAGCCUUGGCCACCACCUUCUCCAGAGUCUCCCCCUGAGGUGGUGCCUUCCUUGCCCUCCCUUCCUCCCUCCACAAGCACCCCCUACCUUUUGCCAUCCUUUGUGUUGCAACCAGUGGGACAAGGUGAGGAUGAGAAGCUUGAACGGCUGCGCCAGGCCAAGGUGGAAUUGGAAGAGGUUUUGCCACCAGAGCCUGGAGAGCCACGGGUGCUACGUGGUACUGUGCGUGUGCUCAACAUUUCUUACCACAAGGCUGUGCAUGUGCGGGCCAGCAAAGACCGGUGGCAAAGUCACCGGGAUUAUCCCGCCCUCUAUAUUCCAGGGGGCUCACCAGAUGGAGGCCUGACUGACCGCUUUGCCUUCCGCCUGGAUUUUGGUGAUGAGGAUGAGGAAGAUGAGGAAGAAGGAGGAGCCCGGCUUGAUUUUGUGGUGCGCUAUCAGACGGAUGAAGGAGUUUACUGGGCCAAUAAUCAGGGCAAGAAUUAUAGCGUGGUACUGAAGGGGGCAGCGACUUCCCAAGUUCUACCCAUGAGGUCUUGCAAAGAAGGCGAAUCACGUCGGCUCAAGAGCUGUAUGAGGCCAAUCAAAAUCAGGUAAUGCUUUCAGUGCCCUUCAUAUACCUUCCUGAAUAAGGUGCAUCUCUGAGUUAUCAGAUCCAUUCUUCUAAUCUAACUUUCUUCAACCUAGUGCCCUCCA
Python bivittatus (Burmese python) is the source of this 1320-nucleotide messenger RNA. Lineage: Eukaryota; Metazoa; Chordata; Lepidosauria; Squamata; Pythonidae. The record is from RefSeq and is a predicted model, not a curated record.